This is a messenger RNA of Stegastes partitus (bicolor damselfish), 1978 nucleotides long. Its product is annotated as ubiquitin-conjugating enzyme E2 L3-like. The transcript is spliced from 4 exons. NCBI's taxonomy places the organism in Eukaryota, Metazoa, Chordata, Actinopteri, Pomacentridae. The record is from RefSeq and is a predicted model, not a curated record. Bases 71 to 535 code for a protein of 154 amino acids.
AAAGAAAGAGAAGAAGAAGAGAAAACGACAGAAACAGGAAGAAGAAGAAGAAGACUAAAUCGGUAUCACAAUGACUUCGACCAGGAGACUAGGCAAGGAGCUCGAUGACAUUCGCAAAUCUGGGACGAAGCAUUUCCGCAACAUUCAAGUGGAUGAGUCAAAUAUUUUGACCUGGCAGGGCCUCAUUGUUCCUGACUGUCCUCCAUAUGACAAAGGAGCUUUUCGGAUUGAGAUCGUUUUCCCCGCCGAGUACCCCUUCAAGCCGCCCAAGAUCACCUUCAAGACGAAAAUCUAUCAUCCCAACAUUGACGAGAAGGGCCAAGUCUGCCUGCCGAUCAUCAGUGUGGAGAACUGGAAGCCUGCCACGAGGACCUGCCAAGUGAUUCAGUGUCUGAUCGCUCUGGUGAACAUCCCUCAGCCAGAGCAUCCGCUGAGGGCCGACCUGGCAGAGGAAUACACUAAAGAUCGCGCCAAGUUCAUGAAGAACGCGGAAGAGUUCACAAAGAAACACAGUGAAAAGCGACCUGUGGACUGACGACACAACACUGACCUGCCCGCCGGCCUCCUCUCAGUUCCUGUUCCAGCCUGACUCUCUGUUCUUACCCCCGACGUUCACAGAGAUGUACCUGCAUUGUUUAGCACUCUCCAGCCACUCCUCCUUAAUAGAGGCUUGUGUUUCUGUUUCACUUUGCCAAAAAAAAGCAGGACUUUUUGGUGAAUAGGCAGGCUCCGGCCUCUAGGUGUCACCUUUUGGUUCUUAUUGACUUCUUUCUACUGAUUUCUUUUUAGAAAAAAAUAAGAAAAUUGUCAGAGGUGGCAUCCUGGAAAGUCGAAUUAGAUAAUUAAAAGUGCUGUUCUGCUUACUUAUAAAUGUUGAAUGUUUUCUCAGAUUAAUCAUUGGCUUAUGCAGACCUGUUUACACAUUUUUAAGCUUUUGUUUAAAAAAAAUCAACAUCAUCUAAUGCUGUUGAUUGUAUCUGUUGUCCCCUCCCUUUGUUUUCCUCUGGUUUCUUUUCCCCUGAAGAUACACUGUACUCUGUGAAGUCACCUGUUGCAGUACAUACAAAUUAAAGUUUGUUACUGAUGCAGAGUCCAAACAAAAGCAAAGUUUAUGAAAAUGCAUCAACAUCACAAGUCAUUUGAAAUGUUUUUGUAUUUUGGAGAAAAAAACAAAUUCAAUUAAAAUUCUUCCACCUCUGCUGGCCUCCUCGGAAAGUGCAUAUAUUGUACGCCAACGGAAACGCAGAUGUGAUUACGUUUGAUGUCUGGAUGUCAGACAAGGUCCUUCAAGCACUAUUGUUAGUUUUGCCUUCGAACCCACUGUUAAAGUUAUUCAGCUCUGCAGAAGUCAAACUUUGGCUUUAAAAUGAUUUCUCUGUCAGACUUUGUCCACUUCUUUUUAUCUACUCGUCACAUAAUUGAACAAAGCACUGACUGGUUCUAGUAUUUCUGUAAACAGCAGUUAAACAGCUUAUUAAAUAAACACAAUGCCAUCAGACAGUUUGUGUUUCUACAUCCACUCCAAUCUUUAAACAUAAAUGUCAAAAUGCGGUUUUCUUUGCAUAAACGACUACAAAUUAAAGACAAAACCUGAGUAAAUGAGGAGAGAAAAUCAAAUGUAGGUGCUGAAAGGGCAUCAGGAUUCAGUGAAUGGGAAGUAUGAAGCACCGAGCUAUUCAUAGACACACCUGAUUUUGAUUUAUAGUGAAUCUAUAUUUGACCAACAGGCUUCUUCUGGAAAUGUAACGGUGAACAAAGACAAUAAGACAUUAUGUUAGAGAUGUCGAUGAUGAAAUACAGCUAUCUAUUUUUAAAAAAAUAAACAGUUUCUUCUGAAAUUGAUGCCAGUUUUAGAGAAAAUGCAGCUUCUAUCAUGUUUCUAAUACCUCUGGUUAUUUCUACCAUGUUCUAAAACCUUCAUGUCAUUUCCAGCCAGAAGAAACCUAUUGGUCAAAUAAAAAUUAACUGUAAAUCAAAA